Messenger RNA from Psylliodes chrysocephalus, 1702 nucleotides. Lineage: Eukaryota; Metazoa; Arthropoda; Insecta; Coleoptera; Chrysomelidae. The record is from the annotation of a GenBank genome assembly.
CUUAAUCUUAAAUCUGCUUUACUGGUUGCCUACGUAAAAGCGCAUGCAUAAGACAAUAAUAACCUCAAAAAAGUAGUAAAUAUUAAAUGUUUUACACACUAACAAAUAAUAUUGUACUAUCCAUAUAAUGAAUAGAAUAAUAACAUUCUCACAUCCAACAUUUAGAUUUUUUUGUAAAAUAGCCAAAUCAGAUUCGACUAAACUAGAACGAAUCGUACCUUUUGAACGAACAAAAUUCAAAAUAGACUCCAGUAAGUUACCACCGAAGACCAAAAUUGAUUUAGAUACCAUUACGUUACUCGAAAAACUUUCUUUAGUGAAUUGCACUAAUAAAGAAGCCAUUGAAACGCUGGAAACAAAGUUAGAAUUUGCUGAUCAAAUAUUGCAAGUUGAUACUGUUGAUGUUGAACCUAUGAUCACGCCGUUGGAAGACAUACCAUUAAUUGUGAGAGAAGAUACAGUAAGCGAAGGAAACUGUCGUGAUACUGUUUUAAGUGCAGCUGCUCUUGUAGAAGAAGAAUAUUUCGUAUCGCCACCUGGAAACAUACCAUUAGAAAGUAGAGAUUUGUUUGAUGAUAAAACCUCAUUGAAAAAUGCUUAAAAAGGUACUCGAUUUAGCUGCUAACAACGGUUUUUUAAGCAGAAGCAAAUCGUUAAAUGAUAAAUUUAAAAUCGGGCCUGUGGGACAACUUCUUUGUCAAAAUAUAAACUCCGAAUGGUUUCAUAACAUUGUUAUCAAUAAAGAAUUGACUGUAGUUAUAAAUGACGGCGAUUUAAGUGAAACUUACAAUUAUGUUAAGAAUUUGUGUUCAGAAAAAUUACCUUUCGGCAUUGCUGAUAGUGAGAAAAUAAAAAAAUAUACUGCAGAUGAAUACAGGGAAAAUUGUGAUACAGGUAUCGAUUUUAAAAAUUUGCUUUGCAACGAAGACGAUAUUUUUUUAAAAUUCUGUGUAUUCGUUUCGCCUAAUGAGUCUAUGAGGUAUUUUCAAAGGUGGCAAAAGCAGAGGAGAAUUUGGUAUAAAAAGUUUUCAGCCUCGCCAGAACGUUAUUCAGUUAGUGAUGUAAAAAAUAUCGGAAAUACGCAAUCGGUAAAUAUCGAAGCCAAAUAUCCUUGGGGAUCGCAUACAGUUGAAUCGUUAGAACUUAAUUCCCACGACGAAAAUUUCACCAAUGAACAAUUACAGUUUAAAGAUGGAAAACUUAUUACAGCCCAUACCAUCACUAGUCGAAUACAUUUAUCGACGCUUUUUUUGAAUUCGCUUUGCGAUUCGUACGACGAACCAUUUUUCCAAGACAAGUCGCGGCCUCUGUGGCGAUUCCACAGAAAAUUAGCACCUUAUAAACUCAGUUUCGCCUUAACAGGAUCCACUCAAUCGAUAUUAAACGAACUGAACGAUUUGGGUCUAUAUCUUUGCAAACAGCUUAGGACCAAUCACGUGUCGACUUUGUUUCUACCUAGUGCGUCUAAAAGUACGCUUGACUCUCAAUAUGUUCAGUACGAUCAGUUAGGAAUUCCGUAUACAGUGGUGUUAAAUGAAAGAACAUUGAAAGAUGGUAUCGGAAGUUUGAGGAAUAGAGACACCACUUUGAAGGAGAAAGUCCAUGUCACAGAGUUAGUAAGCUAUGUUGAUAAGUUAUUUAAGAAUUAUUAAUUAUUGUAAUACUAUGUCCAAAAAGUAAAGUAAAAGAUUUAUAUGCUGGA